Euleptes europaea (tarantolino) is the source of this 4614-nucleotide messenger RNA. It is a transcript of the gene DISP1, whose product is annotated as dispatched RND transporter family member 1. NCBI's taxonomy places the organism in Eukaryota, Metazoa, Chordata, Lepidosauria, Squamata, Sphaerodactylidae. Bases 25 to 4614 code for a protein of 1529 amino acids. The record is from RefSeq and is a predicted model, not a curated record. Gene Ontology annotation, cellular component: membrane. The transcript has 7 exons.
UGCAGGCCAUCAGGACUCUGGAGUAUGGCUACAAUCAAUGGAAACAACGAUUUUGUGGUUCUGAGUAAUGGCAACAUUCCGUCCAGUGUCACUAGUCCUGAUAUCCUUGCAACCAGUGAUUGCAAUGUUGCAGUCCCAAAUCUCCCAUCUAAGGAAACCACAAGAAGAAAAGUGAGUGAAAAUGGGUGCCUUCAGCUUAAUGGUGUGCUAAAAGCAUCAUUUUUGUCUGUAGAUGACCAAAGAACCCCACAGGUGCUAUCACAAUGUUGUCAUCCUUGCCCAUAUCAUCAUCCACUAAAUAACCGUGGUAGUCAACAAGAAUGUCUUCCGCUGACUGGCAAUGCAGCACCAUCUCCAUUGACUUCCUGCUGUUUAAACCCUCAUACCGAGUAUUCAGCUUCUGCUUGUCAAAAACGCACACCCCUAUAUCAGCCUGCCUGCUGCCUUCAGUCCUCCCCAUCUUUCUGCCUACAUCAUCAGUGGCCAGAACAUUUUCAGCACCAGCCUGUACCACAACAUAUCACCAUUAUAAGGCCAGUUAGAACACUCACGUUGCCCAAAAGCUAUGCAGCCCUGAUAGCCGAUUGGCCUGUGGUGGUUUUAGGCAUGUGUACUGUGCUAAUUGUGGUGUGUGCAUUAGUUGGAAUAUUAGUACCAGAUCUGCCAGACUUCUCUGAUCCAUUAUUGGGUUUUGAACCAAGAGGUACUGCAAUAGGGCAGAGGCUAGUCACAUGGAAUAAUAUGGUGAAAAAUACAGGCUACAAAGCAACGUUAGCAAAUUAUCCUUUUAAAUAUGCAGAUGAACAAGCUAAAAGUCAUCGAGACAACAGAUGGUCAGAUGAUCACUAUGAAAGGGAGAGAAGGGAAGCAGACUGGAAUUUCCACAAGGACAGCUUUUUCUGUGACAUUCCAAGUGAUCGCUAUUCACGAGUGGUAUUUACAUCAACAGAUGGUGAGAACCUAUGGAAUUUACCCUCCAUAAAAUCAAUGUGCAAUGUCGAUAAUUUGAGGAUACGAUCCCAUUUUCAGUUUGGUGAUCUCUGCCAGAGGACCACUGCUGCUUCUUGCUGUCCCAGCUGGACCUUGGGCAAUUAUAUUGCCAUUUUAAACAACAGAUCAUCCUGUCAAAAAAUUGUAGAGAGAGAUGUUUCUCAUACUCUGAAGCUGCUCCGUACAUGUGCCAAAUACUAUUACAAUGGGACCCUGGGACCAGAAUGCUGGGAUACAGCAGCCAGGAGAAAGGACCAACUCAAGUGUACAAAUGUGCCUCGUAAAUGUACAAAGUAUAAUGCUGUUUAUCAGAUCCUCCACUACCUAGUAGACAAAGAUUUUCUGAGCCCAAAGACUGUGGAUUAUGUCUUACCAGCUUUAAAGUACAGCAUGCUUUUUUCACCUACAGAAAAAGGGGAGAGCAUGAUGAAUAUCUAUCUGGAUAACUUCGAGAACUGGAACUCUUCUGAUGGGAUAACCACCAUCACAGGGAUAGAGUUUGGAAUAAAGCACAACUUAUUCCAAGAUUACCUUUUAAUGGAUACCGUGUAUCCUGCUAUAGCCAUUGUGAUUGUUCUGUUAGUCAUGUGCAUAUACACCAAGUCCAUGUUUAUCACACUGAUGACCAUGUUUGCCAUAAUAAGCUCCUUGAUUGUUUCUUACUUCCUUUAUAGGGUAGUAUUUAAUUUUGAGUUUUUCCCCUUCAUGAAUCUCACUGCACUGAUUAUUCUCGUUGGCAUUGGAGCAGAUGAUGCUUUUGUCUUGUGCGAUGUCUGGAGCUACACAAAAUUUGACAAGUCUCAUGCUGAAACUUCAGAGACAGUGAGCAUAACCUUGCAACAUGCUGCCCUUUCCAUGUUUGUCACCAGUUUUACCACUGCUGCUGCCUUUUAUGCCAAUUACGUAAACAAUAUUACAGCAAUCAGGUGCUUUGGGGUUUAUGCUGGCACCGCCAUAUUGGUGAACUAUGUUCUAAUGGUAACAUGGUUACCUGCAGUCGUCGUGUUACAUGAACGGUACCUACUCAAUAUAUUUAGUUGUUUCAGAAAGCCUCAGUCAAGGGCAUAUAACAAAAGCUGCUGGACAGUGCUGUGCCAAAUGUUCCAGAAGGUUGUUUUUGCUGGCUCAGAAGUGUCCAGAAUAUUUUUUGAAAAAGUGUUGCCAUGCAUUGUUAUCAAGUUUCGCUAUGUUUGGUUGGUCUGGUUCUUAGCCUUAACUGUUGGUGGAGCAUAUAUUGUGUGUGUGAAUCCAAAGAUGAAGCUACCAUCACUGGAGCUGUCAGAGUUUCAAGUGUUUCGGUCUUCUCAUCCUUUUGAGCGUUAUGAUGCUGAAUUCAAAAAGCUUUUUAUGUUCGAGCGUGUCCAUCAUGGGGAGGAGCUUCAUAUGCCCAUCACAAUAAUCUGGGGGGUCUCUCCUGAGGAUAAUGGAGACCCCUUAAAUCCUAAAAGUAAAGGAAAUCUAAAAUUGGAUAGCAGUUUUAAUAUUGCAAAUCCAGAUUCUCAGCUCUGGAUUUUAAGGUUCUGCCAAAAGCUAAGGAAUCAAACCUUUUUUUAUCAAACAGAAGAGCAAGACUUCACAAGCUGCUUCAUUGAGACGUUUAAGCAGUGGAUGGAAAAUCAGGACUGUGAUGAGCCAGCUCUUUAUCCAUGCUGCAGCCACUGGAGUUUCCCCUACAAACAGGAGGUGUUUGAAUUAUGUAUCAAGAGGGCCAUCAUGGAACUCGAAAGAAGCACAGGGUACCAUUUAGACAGCAAAACUCCAGGGCCUCGCUUUGACAUAAAUGACACCAUCAGAGCAGUGGUACUGGAGUUCCAAAGCACCUACCUCUUCACCUUAGCUUACGAUAAGAUGCAUCAAUUUUACAGAGAGGUGGAUUCGUGGAUUUCAGAUGAGCUGAGUACUGCUCCCGAAGGUCUAAGCAGUGGUUGGUUUGUGAGUAAUUUAGAGUUCUAUGACCUCCAGGACAGCCUCUCUGAUGGUACUUUGAUCGCCAUGGGUCUUUCAGUGGCUGUUGCAUUCAGCGUAAUGCUGCUUACAACUUGGAAUAUAAUAAUAAGCCUUUAUGCAAUAGUUUCAAUUGCAGGGUCAAUAUUUGUCACUGUCGGGUCGCUUGUUCUUUUAGGAUGGGAGCUGAAUGUAUUAGAGUCUGUCACCAUUUCUGUCGCUGUUGGCUUAUCUGUAGAUUUUGCUGUCCAUUAUGGGGUCGCAUACCGCUUAGCUCCUGAUCCUGACCGGGAAGGAAAAGUCGUCUUCUCUCUAAGCCGCAUGGGUUCGGCAAUUGCUAUGGCUGCACUGACAACAUUUGUAGCUGGAGCAAUGAUGAUGCCUUCUACGGUUCUAGCAUACACUCAGCUUGGCACUUUCAUGAUGCUUAUAAUGUGCAUUAGUUGGACAUUUGCAACCUUCUUUUUCCAGUGCAUGUGCCGUUGCCUUGGGCCCCAAGGUACUUUUGGCCAAAUUCCUCUGCCUAAAAAGAUGCAGUGUAGUGCCUUUUCCCAGGCAUUGUCAGGAAACAAAGGAGACAAGGAACGAGAUCAAACUCAUCCAGUUAACAAAUACCACUUGGAUUCCAGAACUCAAAAAACAGACAUGGAGCAUGAGCAUUAUGAGUUAGAGCCUUUGGCAUUGCAUACUAACAAUUGCACUGCGUCAGAGAAGAGAACCUAUGAAGAAACGCACAUCUGCUCUGAGCUUUUCAAUGGUAGACCUUCAGAUUCACACGUUCUUCCCCAGUCAGCUUACAAUAACGAACAGAACAUAGGCACUAAAAGUGAAUCUGGGUUGGUCAUGAUGUCUUCUGGGGAACAGAAUACCUCUUGCCAGCUGCUGUCUCAAAAUCAACAGUGUAAUUGUUCAGAUAGUUAUAAGCAUGUGGGCAGGAAAUGGAGCCCACGUUCAUGCCAGCAGUUAAAUGAAGCUUUUUGCUACCAGUGCUCUCCUUCUGGAAGCAUGCAAAUCCAAAACUCUCUGAUUCCCAUAAAUGCGUUGCAUCAUUCCUCUGAUACUUAUAUGAACACUGUCCAGCAUGUCCUCCACUGUAACUGUCUACAUGGCAGAUUAAAAAGACCUCCAGUCCAGAAUUCACUCCCCAGAAACAUUUUUCUUCAUUCAGCACAAACUUUUCAAGGCCAUAGUCUUUCAAACACAGAGGAGAAUUUAAUAAAUCUUCCAAAGGAAGCAAGUCCAUCCCAUUUUAUCUGCAAAAGUGUCGGUUCACUAAUGAAACCUUGUUGUGAAAUGGAGAAAAGUGUACCUGAUAAUCAAAAAGGACUCUGUAAUAACCACAGAGACAAAUGGGAUGUAAUGGUCACUGAAGUAAACGGGAAUGAAAAUGGGACUUCUGCAUCAAAGCAGAACAAGAAAACGGAAACAGAGGACAUACAGAACUUACCGCAAACAGUACCAGGUAUAAAGGCUAGUCAGAAUGUGUGGGAAUUGGGGAACAGUACUGCAAGAGAAGACUGUUAUGAGUCCUGCCCUGAUAAUUCACAGUAUUGUAACAGAACCAGAGCAAUGAAGUGCAAUUCUGUUGAGUGUCAUAUGCCAAACAAUGAAGCCCAUGUGCCUGCUCUGUUAGCACACCCAGAACUUUCCAAUGAAAGUUUACUAAUAAAAACACUAUAA